AUAGUUAGAUAUACAAAAACUCUACUUCUUCAAUACAUACUACCUUCUUGCUUACAAGCACACCACAACAUCACAAAAACAAGAACAAACUUUUGUCGAACAUCCAUGCCCUUCCACAAUCUGUGUCGACGAACUGCAGUUCCUCCUUCCAUCAACGAAUGCACCUCAGACACCGACUCUGUUAGUAAAUGGCCAAACCUAAAGAUCUCUCUCAAGCCGGAAAGAUCAAACUUUCCAAGCUAGAUACAACCUUGGUCAAGGGUUUUGCAAUCUCCAUCUCUUUGCUGCAUUCCUUGUCCAAGGAUUGUAUCGAACUUGGAAAGUUUGAU
This is a messenger RNA of Linum tenue, 329 nucleotides long. The record is from the annotation of a GenBank genome assembly. NCBI's taxonomy places the organism in Eukaryota, Viridiplantae, Streptophyta, Magnoliopsida, Malpighiales, Linaceae.